Plasmopara halstedii is the source of this 300-nucleotide messenger RNA. RefSeq lists its product as uncharacterized. The record is from RefSeq and is a predicted model, not a curated record. Lineage: Eukaryota; Oomycota; Peronosporomycetes; Peronosporales; Peronosporaceae. The transcript has a single exon. Bases 1 to 300 code for a protein of 99 amino acids.
AUGAGUGUAUUUAUCUCACACAUGGAUCUCCCAUCUCUUCACACCCUAUCUCGUGCCAUACUUGACGUCCGUGCUGCCAAUGUUGUCGUGAGUAGAGAAAUACUCAAGCGAUUGAAACAAUCCCCUGGUUAUGACCCAAGUUCCAUCCCACACGACUGGGAGUAUCUUUUGACGCAGUGGAUCAACCACUUCUACACUCGGGAGCGUGUGCAUCUCAUACUUCGACAGUCAGACUUGAAACCGAGAAAUUUGCAGCAGGUUCUGGGAUAUUACGAUCAAAUUAAAUCGACGUUGCAAUAA